Messenger RNA from Mercenaria mercenaria, 2049 nucleotides. Its product is annotated as adhesion G protein-coupled receptor B3-like. Gene Ontology annotation, cellular component: membrane. Lineage: Eukaryota; Metazoa; Mollusca; Bivalvia; Venerida; Veneridae. Gene Ontology annotation, molecular function: G protein-coupled receptor activity. Gene Ontology annotation, biological process: adenylate cyclase-activating G protein-coupled receptor signaling pathway; negative regulation of angiogenesis; cell surface receptor signaling pathway. The transcript is spliced from 17 exons. Bases 358 to 1986 code for a protein of 542 amino acids. The record is from RefSeq and is a predicted model, not a curated record.
UAUAUUGUAUCAAUGUUUCUUUUAAGACGUAAUGAACAUUAGGUGUCUAUUAUUAAACGAUUUAGGACUGGUUCGCAGUUUUGAGUGUUAGGCCAUUUCUGUGUUAUGAAAACGGUUGUUAGGUCACUGAACGAGUUAAAGCUGAUUCACAUAAGCACGUAUCUGAUACUACGACGUGAAGAAUGCAAACUAGAGUAAUUGAUGGUUGUGACCCCAUAAUUGCACCGAAUCUUUAGAUAAACAGAUUCACAGGAAAAAGGAGAGAGAGAAGUUGAGAAACACACCUUGCCCUGUCCAGAUGAAAAGGAUUAUCGUGGAACGCACUGGGACCGAACAAAACCUGGAAAAAUAGGGACAAUGGGCUGUCCAGAAAAUUAUGCUGGAGAAAUAUCACGGCAAUGUAAUGAAGAAGGAAAGUGGCAGUUACCUGAUUAUAAUUGUGUUAGAAAGGAUAUAGAUAACAUUGAUAAGCAAAUUGAAGCCAUAAAAGAAAAUCCAUCAGGAGAGGUUGUUACAGAAGCGCUAGAUAAACUAAACGACGUAACAAAACCAACAGAGGUAAAAGGCGGUAUAUAUAGUGGCGAGAUUGAGAAAGUGACGUCAAUCUUAGACAACAUUGCAGCCAUAUCUUUAAGUACUGAAGUGACAAACUCUCAAGCGGAGGCGUUCCUGAGUACAACAAGUAACCUGUUGGACACGAGUAAUACAGAAUCCUGGAAAACAUUAUCUCAGGAAGCAGAGAGUGGAGCCAAAGAAACACAUAAAACAGACGGAGCAGCAAAGAUUCUUGACGUGGUCAGUCGGUAUUCGGACGCCGUUGCAGCAUCACUCAAAAACUCAUCCAACCAAACAACAACAGUCGCUGUCAAAAACUUAAUUUUGCACGUGACAAAGAUCGAUGACAAAUCAAAUGGAGUUACGUUCCCGUCAAAAUCAGAGUCUAAAAUUUACAACAUGACAAGUUCUUUCCAUUUACCGAAACAGUCACUUAAAGGAGUGAAACAUGUUUCCAGCGUACUCUACAAUAAUCUGACAGGAAUAUUGCCUUCUAGGACAAUUUCUGAUGGACAAGAAGAGAAGGACUAUAAACUAAAAAUAAAUUCUGCAGUGGUUUCUGUAAAAAUACAAAACUGGGAACAGAACAAAGACCCUUUUCAUAUCAACCUGAAAUUAGGUCAUUUUCAGGGAAAAUUCAAUAAUCCUCUAUGUAGUUUCUGGAAUGAAGAUAAGACAGCUUGGGAUAGAAAAGGGUGUAAUUUAACGUCUUCGUCCUCGUCGGAAACAGUAUGUGAAUGCAACCAUUUGACAAAUUUUGCGAUCUUAAUGAGCCCUUGGGAAGAAGAAAAUGUUGACACGAAGGCUAUUGAUAUCAUAUCAAUUGUUGUUGGAUGCAGUAUCUCAUUGGCUGCUUUACUCAUUACCAUCAUAGCCUCUAUUGCACACUGGAGAUAUGUUAAAAGCGACCGUGUUGUGAUUCUAAUACAUCUAUCUAUUUCUCUCGUCAUAUCGUAUGCUAUCUUCCUCGGUGGUGUAGACAGGACGGAAAAUAAGGAUGCGUGUACAGCGGUGGCAGUGUUACUGCAAUAUAUUUUUCUAGUAGUGUUCUUCCUAAUGUUGGCGGAAGGAAUCGAGAUAUUAGUGACCGUCCUGUAUGUUUUUACGACAGCUUCUAGAUUAAAGUGGCUGUUACCGGCUGCAUGGUUGAUCCCGGCUGUUAUUGUUGGUAUAUCUCUAGGAGCUACACAGUUACAAGGAUAUGGAAAUGAACAAUUUUGUUGGUUAUCAGUUGAGGGAGGUCUGAUCUGGGCAUUUGUUGCGCCAGCUCUAACAAUUAUUAUGGUAAACUUUGUGCUUCUUAUCCUCAUUUUACGAGCUGCAUUUGGAGCUUCUACUCUGGCACAAAAAUCGAAAACGGAGAGUAAGAGCAUUUUGUGUAUUUUCUUUUUUUUUCAGUGUCCUUACCGUAAUAACGUAAUGGCAAUAUGAGCCGCGCCAUGAGAAAACCAACAUAGUGGCUUUGCGACCAGCAUGGAUCCAGACCAGCCUGCG